AUGAGUUACAAGAAUGAAAUUGUAACUAGCGCCAAUUAUGUCACUAGACCAAAAGAAGGAUCUUUUCAUUUAGCAGAUCAUCAUGGUGUUACAGUAAAGACCAACCAAGGUAAUGAAUAUCUGAUUCACUCAACACCAGGCUCCGGUGUUGUUGUUACUGAUACCAAGCAUAUGUCUAAAAAUUGGAAUGUAGAUCAUUCAAUUCCAGUUAAAGGCGAAAAAACAGUUCAUGAUAUACAUAAAAGUUCAUCCGGAAGAACUACAAAUCCACUAAUAAACUAUAUGUCUUCAGGCACAUGUAUUAAUACAGCCAAAAAUGGUGAAAAAGCAUUAAAAAAAUAA
Molecule: messenger RNA, 342 nt
Organism: Heterostelium album PN500
Lineage: Eukaryota; Evosea; Eumycetozoa; Acytosteliales; Acytosteliaceae
Exons: 2
Coding region: 1-342 (113 amino acids)
Source: RefSeq, a predicted model, not a curated record